CGGCCUGCCCCGUGCCAUGGACGCACGGCCCGCACGGCCGACCAUGAGCGCAGGCGCCAGCAGAAGAGUCCUCGUCUCACUAACCAGCGCCAGCAGCGCUCCGACUGCGGCGUCCUCGCAGCAUGGCCGCGCCCGACGUCGCCGGCCCCGCCGGCACGGAGGAGCCCUCCACGGCCACGGCCAUGGCCACGGCCAGGGCGGCCGGUGACAAGGCCUUCCUGGAGCAGCUGUACCGCGAGCUGGAGUCGCCCUUCGUGUGGGGGCUGCUGCCGGGGCAGCGCGCCGACUCGAGUCGCUGGGACAGCCACAUCCGGCGCCUCCUGGACGUCCUCCACGUGGCGGACAGCCCCUGGACCAAGGUCGUGCUGCACCUCAACCUCAGCUGGCUGUUCUUCAAGCGCGGCGACUCCCGGACGUCGCGCGCGCACCUCGUGGACGUGGACGUGGUGCUGGGCACGCUGCCGUGGUGCGAGCGCGAGGCCGGCCUGCUGCGGCGCGGCGAGGAGGCGGCGAGGCACGCGCUGGGCGCGGCCUGGGCCCACCUCGUGCACGUCAGCACCCCGCUGGCCGUCAUGCAGGCCGAGCUGCAGGACAUCGCGCCCGUGCGCAAGCUGGCGCCCGAGCAGCGCGCCGCCCUGUACGGCCUCCAGGCGUCGUGCCUCUACUUCCUGUGCAUCCAGGGCGAGAAGAUGGGCAAGAAGAUGGUGUCCGCGGCGCGCAAGGCGUCCUCGCUGCAGCCCGGCGAGGCCGAGUGGCUGCUGCUGAUGGGCAAGCGGCCCGACGCCGCCGCCUCCCUGGAGGGCGACGCCAUGACGCCGCACUCCGCCGUCUACACCGCCACGCGCCACGUCUACUGCGGGGAGGUGCUCGCCGCGCGCGUGCUGCUCAGGAGGGCGCUGGACCUGUGGCCCGGCAACGCGUUCGUGCAGCUCAACGUGGCCUACUUGUACACCUGGCUGCCCGAGCCGCAGCACCAGCAGCAGCUCGCCAUCGCGGACCGCUGCUCCAUCCAGGCGCUGCGCCUCGCCCCCAACUGCGUCCUGGUGCACGCCGUGCGCCGCCUCGUGCGCCCCGAGCACAACUCGCCCUACCUCGCCCGCUCCUCCAAGAUCUACGGCAUGAACGGCGACGAGAUGGUGGCCAAGCUGCGCGGGUCCUGCUUCGUCCUGGAGGGCAUCAUGUGCGGCUUCAUCAGCGGCCACAAGGAGAAGAAGGUGUGACACUGCAAAAGGCGCACCGAGACCAAUACGAGUAUUCUUCGUGAUAUUACCAAUGCUAUUCAAACAAGAGUUUUUGUACUUUAUACUUUAGUGACUACUAAUACAAAUUUUGCAUAAUAUAUA
Molecule: messenger RNA, 1343 nt
Organism: Thrips palmi
Lineage: Eukaryota; Metazoa; Arthropoda; Insecta; Thysanoptera; Thripidae
Exons: 6
Coding region: 123-1220 (365 amino acids)
Molecular function (GO): protein binding
Source: RefSeq, a predicted model, not a curated record